AUGAUCUGCUUUUCAGAUAAUACCAUCCAGUCGAUUUUCUGUUGCUGUUGCUGCUGUUCCGUGCAGAAGCGACAAGUAAGAACACAAAUAAGCCUAAGCAAAGAUGAAGAGUUUUCAGAAAGAUACACUCCGCGUCGCAGGCUGUGGUUCAGCGAAUUGCCAAGUAAGAAGCGAGCCAACAGAGGCCACAUGCAACCAUCAAAACGCAAGCCACUGCCUCCCCUCCCACCCUCUGAGGUUACUGAAGAGAAGAUCCAAGUAAAAGCCCUGUAUGAUUUUGUGCCCAGAGAGCCGUGUGAUUUAGCCUUAAAGAGAGCAGAGGAGUACGUGAUAUUGGAGAAGUAUAAUCCUCACUGGUGGAAGGCAAGAGACCGUUUGGGGAAUGAAGGCUUAAUCCCAAGCAACUAUGUGACUGAAAACAAACCAACCAAUUUAGAAAUAUAUGAGUGGUACCAUAGAAACAUCACCAGAAAUCAGGCAGAACGUAUUUUGAGACAAGAGUCUAAAGAAGGUGCAUUUAUUGUCAGAGAUUCGAGACAUUUGGGAUCCUACACGAUUUCUGUGUUUAUAAGAGACAGAAGAAAUAUGGAGGCUACCAUCAAACAUUAUCAGAUUAAAAAGAACGACUCGGGACAGUGGUACGUGGCUGAAAGACACCUCUUUCAGUCAAUCCCCGAGUUGAUCUGGUAUCACCAACACAAUGCAGCAGGUCUCAUGACCCGUCUCCGCUACCCGGUUGGACUGAUGGGCAGCUGUUUGCCAGCCACAGCGGGUUUCAGCUAUGAAAAGUGGGAGAUAGAUCCCGCUGAGUUGGCGUUUGUGAAGGAGAUUGGAAGCGGUCAGUUUGGGGUGGUCCAUUUAGGGCAAUGGCGAGCACACAUCCAGGUAGCUAUCAAGGCCAUCAGCGAAGGCUCCAUGUCUGAAGAAGACUUCAUUGAAGAGGCUAAAGUGAUGACGAAAUUAUCGCACUCAAGGCUGGUCCAGCUGUACGGAGUGUGCGUUCAGCAGAAGCCCCUCUACAUCGUGACGGAGUUCAUGGAGAACGGCUGCCUGCUGAGCUAUCUCCGAGAGAGGAGGGGAGCGCUGCGGAAGGAAAUGCUGCUGAGCAUGUGCCAGGAUGUCUGUGAGGGAAUGGAGUAUCUGGAGAGGAGCCGCUUUAUUCAUCGGGAUUUAGCAGCAAGGAAUUGUUUGGUCAGUGCUGCAAGUAUAGUAAAAAUAUCAGACUUUGGAAUGACGAGGUACGUUUUGGAUGACGAGUAUAUCAGUUCUUCUGGGGCCAAGUUCCCCAUCAAGUGGUCCCCUCCUGAAGUUUUCCACUUCAACAAGUACAGCAGCAAAUCUGACGUCUGGUCGUUUGGAGUUUUGAUGUGGGAAGUUUUUACAGAAGGAAAAAUGCCUUUUGAAAAUAAGUCAAAUUUGCAAGUUGUGGAAGCCAUUUCUAAAGGCUUCAGGCUGUACCGUCCUCAACUGGCACCAAUGUCCAUAUAUGAAGUCAUGUACAGCUGCUGGCAUGAGAAACCCAAAGGCCGCCCGACGUUCACUGAGUUGCUGCAGGUUCUCACAGAGAUUGCGGAGACCUGGUGA
Puma concolor (puma) is the source of this 1584-nucleotide messenger RNA. RefSeq names its product TXK tyrosine kinase (gene TXK). Gene Ontology annotation, biological process: protein phosphorylation. Lineage: Eukaryota; Metazoa; Chordata; Mammalia; Carnivora; Felidae. The record is from RefSeq and is a predicted model, not a curated record. Gene Ontology annotation, molecular function: protein tyrosine kinase activity; protein binding; ATP binding.